Molecule: messenger RNA, 2188 nt
Organism: Drosophila guanche
Lineage: Eukaryota; Metazoa; Arthropoda; Insecta; Diptera; Drosophilidae
Product: sodium-independent sulfate anion transporter
Exons: 6
Coding region: 113-2068 (651 amino acids)
Biological process (GO): transmembrane transport
Cellular component (GO): membrane
Molecular function (GO): sulfate transmembrane transporter activity
Source: RefSeq, a predicted model, not a curated record
UGUUCGCUCGGCCUGAAAACAAAUCGCCUACAAAAGAUUAGUCCCAAUUGGAAUUAAAAUCCCACAGCGUUUGACAACAAUUACAAAAAAUCACCUAUCACAAUUGGAGUCUAUGAUAAGCACUUCGGUUGGAAUUUCAAAACAAUUUAAAAAAAUCGGUAAAAAGUUUUGGGUUCGUGUGCGCUCUGCUAGGUGUUUCGCCGACCAAUCAAAAAUGACCCUGAAGGAGUGGGGAUAUCGAUUGUUUCCGGGUCUGAAGUGGCUUCACGGCUAUACCGGGCAAGAUGCGUUGGCCGAUAUGAUAGCCGGAGUGACGGUUGGACUGACGGUACUGCCGCAGGGACUGGCCUAUGCCACACUGGCGGGACUGGAGCCUCAGUACGGCCUGUACUCGGCUUUUGUGGGCGGGAUUGUCUACGCUCUGCUUGGCAGCUGUCGACAGGUGACCAUUGGGCCGACGGCUUUGCUCGCUUUAAUGACCAGCCGGCACACUGGAUUCGGACUGGGCUCGGGACCAGCCUACGCCAUCCUUUUGUGCCUCAUCUCCGGUGUAGUGGAGCUGGGCAUGGCUGUGCUGAAGCUGGGCGCACUGGUGGACCUCAUUUCACUGCCGGUGACAGUGGGUUUCACUUCGGCGACGGCUGUCAUAAUUGGCACAUCCCAGCUCAAGGGUCUUUUGGGAUUACGUGGAGGAUCUGGAUCGGAUUUCAUCAAUACCAUGCGCUCCGUAUUGGGGAACCUGAGCCAGGUGCGACGCGGAGAUUUUACCCUGGGACUGGUUUCCAUUUCGGUUCUACUGCUGUUGCGGAAACUGAAAGACGUGAAGUUUGUUGGACGACUGCGGAGCUUGAGGGCCCAGCAACUGAUUAGCGGCACCAUUUGGGUGAUAGCCACUGGUCGAAAUGCUCUUGUGGUUCUCGUCACCAGUGUGCUGGCCUACAGCACAUGCGAGCAGAUGGACUCCUGUCCGUACAUCCUCACGGGAAAGGUGAAGAGCGGGCUGCCUAACAUCACGCUGCCCAAGUUUGAGACCACCAUUCUGGACAAGAAUGGCACAGAGCUUACGCAAAACUUUGAGCAAAUGGUCUCGGAGCUGGGACCCUCGAUGCUGAUCUUGCCCAUAAUUGCUGUGCUCGGCAACGUGGCCAUCUCCAAAGCCUUUGGCGGGGCUGGGCUGAGUCCCACCCGGGAGCUGGUUGCCCUCUCGAUGAGCAACAUUUGCGGUGCUUUUUGCAGCUCCAUGCCGGUCACAGGCUCCUUCUCGCGCAGCGCUGUCAAUCAUGCCAGUGGCGUGCGUACACCCCUUGGGGGCUGCUACACAAGCGUGCUGGUUCUUCUGGCUCUGGGACUGCUGGCACCGUACUUCCAGUACAUACCGAAGGCCGCCCUCAGUGCGGUCAUCAUCUCGGCUGUGAUAUUUAUGAUCGAGUUUGAGGUCAUCCGACCACUGUGGCGUUGCAGUCGUCGAGAGUUGCUGCCAGGUGCCAUUACCUUUGUGAUGAGCCUGGCUGUGGGCGUGGAGAUUGGUCUGUUGCUGGGCGUUGGUGCGGAUGUUGCCUUUCUGGUCUACCGCGCAGCACGACCUGUUCUGAGUGUGUCCAAGCUGCAAACCAUCAAUGGCAUCAACUACAUACUGAUUCGUCCCAAGCACAGUUCGCUCUACUUUCCUGCCAUCGAGUGGGUUCGCUCUGGCAUCUCUAAGGCCUUGACGACGCAUGGAACAGCGCCGGUGAUCCUGGACUGCACUCAUGUGCACGAUUUGGAUUUCACAGCCGCACGUGGCAUGGGCUCGCUGCACAAGGAGCUUGCUAAGGCGAACGUUCCCUUCUUCUUGAUGAGCGCGCACAAAGAUAUCGGCGUCAUAUUGAAGGAGUCAACCAGCAUUGAUUUCCCCACGAUAGACGGUGCGGAUGACUUGGAAUGCAUUCUGGAACAAACGCCCGACUACGAGCUGCACUUGCAUAUUGCAGCUCCUCUCGUCGACUCUCGAAUUAGCCAUGGAAUAAGCGAUGCCAGUGAAGCGUGCAGCCCAACCGAGCUAAGUAGGCUCAAUGGAAAAUCGACUUGAAAAGCUCACAUGAAGCUCAUUUGAAUGUACUUAAGUAUACGUUUCACACAAUGCAGCACAAGUAGUUGUAAGGGUCACUUUAAAAUCUUCAGACGCCUGGCAAACAAUAUUUGUUUUCCC